AUGCAGGCCGUGUUUGACCUAAAACCCUUCAGGCCGGUGGUGAACCUCAGUAAUCCCACCAUAACUAACAUCUCCUUCACCCUUUAUGCUGUCCUGGGGGUGAAUGAGAAAACCCAGAUACUAACAACCUUCCUGUGGCUGAGACUGUUCUGGCACCACGAGUUCCUGGUUUGGGAUCCGGACGAGUGCGACGGCAUCACCAGGAUUUCUCUCCCAGUGAAGAAGCUCUGGUCUCCGGACAUCAUCAUCUACGAGUUUGUGGAUGAUGAUGUGUCGCAGGCGUGUCCCUACGUCUACAUUAACCACACGGGUCACAUCCGCUGGGACAGGAUGCUGCGGCUGGUCUCCGCCUGUAACCUGGAGAUCUUCAGCUUUCCUUUCGAUGUGCAGAACUGCACAUUCACCUUUGGCUCCUACAUGCACACAAUAAAAGAUGUGAGGGUGAGUCCGGCCCUGACCUUCGAGGAGAUGUCUGGAAACUCCAAGCGUUACCUGGAGGCCAGCGGGGAGUGGGAGCUGGUGGUCAUACUGGGAGAGGCCUCCAUCCUCCAGUUUGGUAUCGACGAGUGGGACAUCAUCACCUUCUGGGUAGUCAUUAAGCGGCGUCCCGUGCUCUAUGUGGUCAACCUGCUCAUCCCCAGCUCCUUCCUCAUGCUCAUCGACAUCCUGUCCUUCUACCUGCCCCCCCACAGCGUGGACCGCGCCUCCUUCAAGAUGACCCUCAUCCUGGGCUACACCGUGUUCCUGCUCAUCAUGAACGACCUGCUGCCCAGUACAGCCAACGGCACGCCCAUCAUAGGUAUCUAUUUCUCGGUGUGUCUGGCCCUCAUGGUGAUCAGCCUCCUGGAGACGGUCAUCAUCACCAACGUGCUCCACCACAACUCCAUGAAGUACCGGGAGGUUCCCCGCUGGGUCAGGGUGGUCAUUCUCAAACACAUCGCCAACCUCAUCUGCUACCGUCAACCGGAGGAUGUCCCGCCCCCCUCUAAGGCUCAGGAGGAUAAACCUGAGAGGCUGGAUAACUGUUCAGGCCCCUGGAUCAUCCAGCCACGGGCCCAGGAACCUGCCCCGCACCCAGCCAGCACCACGGCCGAGACAACAGUUGCCAUGGCGACAGUGGCCUCUGUGCCCGAGCUGCAGCAGAUCUGCCAGGACCUGAGCGAGCUCCGUGCCCACCUCACCUCCCUGCAGCAGGACAGCGAGCGGCAGGACCAGUGGUGCCACGUGGGAUACAUCCUGGACUUCCUGCUGUUCCGCAUCUACCUGCUGCUCAUCUCCUGCUACGCCCUCGUCAUCAUCUGCAUGUGGUGCAUCUGGAUCCACCAGACCUGA
Molecule: messenger RNA, 1332 nt
Organism: Myripristis murdjan (pinecone soldierfish)
Lineage: Eukaryota; Metazoa; Chordata; Actinopteri; Holocentriformes; Holocentridae
Product: 5-hydroxytryptamine receptor 3A
Exons: 8
Coding region: 1-1332 (443 amino acids)
Biological process (GO): monoatomic ion transmembrane transport
Cellular component (GO): membrane
Molecular function (GO): extracellular ligand-gated monoatomic ion channel activity; transmembrane signaling receptor activity
Source: RefSeq, a predicted model, not a curated record